Brugia malayi is the source of this 2163-nucleotide messenger RNA. RefSeq lists its product as uncharacterized. The record is from RefSeq and is a predicted model, not a curated record. The transcript has 17 exons. Gene Ontology annotation, cellular component: spliceosomal complex. Gene Ontology annotation, biological process: regulation of alternative mRNA splicing, via spliceosome; mRNA processing. Gene Ontology annotation, molecular function: mRNA binding. Bases 1 to 2163 code for a protein of 720 amino acids. NCBI's taxonomy places the organism in Eukaryota, Metazoa, Nematoda, Chromadorea, Rhabditida, Onchocercidae.
AUGGCUGUACCACCAAGAUUUCCUGGUAUGAUUCCAGCUUAUGGUGUUCAAAUUCCUCAAAUGACGCCGAUGAUGCCUUUUCCGAAUCCUUAUUUCAUGCCAAAUCCUAUUAUGGCCGCGGCUGCUGCACAGCGGAUGGCGGCGCCACCCGCACCACAACCUAAGCCUCCAGAAAAACCGCCCGUCACAACAGUGUUUGUUGGUAAUAUAAAUGAGAAAUGCGGCAAUGAGCUGAUACGAGCUAUUUUAACGGAAUGUGGUGCAGUUGCAACAUGGAAGCGCAUUCAAGGUUCCAAUGGGAAAUUUCAAGCAUUUGGUUUUUGUGAAUUUGAAAGUCCAUUUGGCACUAUGCGAGCUUUACGAAUUUUGCAUGAUUAUCCACUCGCUGAGAAGAAAUUAGUAGUUAAAAUUGAUGACAAAACACGAACAAUGGUCAAGGAUUAUGUUGCAAGAAAACGCGCAGAGAAAAAUUUACCACCUGAAACGUUAGCAUCUGAUGAAAUGCCAGCAGAUGAAGAUAAUGUUGCUGACGAUGAAGAAAUACGGCAGAAAAUCCAAACAUUAAUUGAAAAGGAUGCACCAGAUCUAGUUCCCAUAGAAGAUGGUGAAUUGGCAGAGAAAGCUCGGUCCCCAGCAUUGGAAAAAGGAAAAGAUCGAGCACGAGAUCGAAGUAUUGAAAAACGAAAGGAAAGAAAGGACGAUGACAAAUAUAGCGGCCGACAUCGAGCACGUUCACGUUCUCAUUCAGAUAGUCGAAGCAAACAUAAAUCUCGGAAGAGAUCCCGAAGUGAUAGCGAACGAAGUGAUGUUAAAAAGUCGCACUAUCGUUCGUCAAGCAUAAGCAGUGCAUCAAGUCGAAGUAGUAGUUCGUCUUCGGAUAGCAGUUUUUCGAACCGUUCCGGAAGUCAUACACGGAAAGCAUUCAGAUCUCAAUCACCCAGCAGGGACCGAGAUUCAGAAGACAGUGAUGAACAGAAGGAAAGAAGAGCUUUGCGUAAACAGAUUCGUGAAAAGGAAAUAGCUUAUGCUGAGAGACUGCGUAAAUGGGAAGCUCGUGAAAGAAGGCAGGCGAAAUUAUAUGAGCGGGAUGAGCAACGAGAAAAACAACGUAAGCGUGACAUGCAAAAAGAAGCAAAAAAAUUGAAACAUUUCCUAGAAGAUUAUGAUGAUGAACGCAUGGAUCAGAAAUAUUACAAAAGUUCUUCAUUAUUUCAACGCCGGCGCGAUUUUGAGCGUGAGCGUGAAGCAGAUGCUAAAGAUCGGCAACGUGAGCAGCAAGAAAUUGAGGAGCUUAAGAAACAGAUUUUGGCUGAAAAUGCGAAUGUUGAAAAUCCGGAUGAAGAAGCUAGGAAGCGACAUGAAGAACAGGAAGAAGCUCUUUUGCGGAAACUACGAGCAGAUUCUGGAAGUCCAAACCCACAUCGUCCUUUAGGUCAGAAACCGUUGCCAUCUGAACCAGAAAAAGAUGAGGAGAGUGAAGAAUCCGAAAGCGAUUCUGAAAGUGAUGGAAGUGCUGAGGAGGCUCUUAAAUCGGAAAAGCUAGAAAAGCGCAGUAGCUGGAAAGCUGUAGCAUCCGAAGACACUCCUGUUGCUAAUUCACCAAUAGUAAGCGUGGCAUCACCUUCUGUAAUGUCAUCAUCGCUUGCAAGUCCAGCCGUUGUGCGUACCGAUGUUAUUACGCCUGCACGACCGUCAACAAGUUCACAUCUGAAUGGAAUAUUCGGUUUUGAAGAAAAUGAUGAAGAUGGAGCGUUUCGGAAAAGGAAAUUGAAACCAUUCGAAAUAACUGAAGAGGAUCGCAUUCAAGCUAUGACAUCGGAAGAACGUAAACAAAUGAUCAAGGAUUUAAUAGAUCGCAUUCCAACUGCUAAAAAUGAUUUGUUUGCAUUCCCAAUCAAUUGGAAUUAUGUCGACAAGUCUCUCGUUGAACAAAGAGUCAAGCCAUGGGUUUCGAAAAAAAUAACAGAUUAUAUUGGUGAGGAGGAAGCUUCAUUGGUUGAUUUUGUUUGUGAAAAAGUGACAUCGAAGACCGAUCCGCAGAAAAUUCUUUCUGACAUCGCUAUGGUAUUGGAUGAUGAGGCAGAAGUGUUCGUUGUGAAAAUGUGGAGAUUGUUGAUCUAUGAAUCAGAAGCAAAGAAAUUAGGUUUGUCAAGGAAACCAUAA